Molecule: messenger RNA, 2186 nt
Organism: Malaya genurostris
Lineage: Eukaryota; Metazoa; Arthropoda; Insecta; Diptera; Culicidae
Gene: Dbp45A
Product: probable ATP-dependent RNA helicase Dbp45A
Exons: 3
Coding region: 629-2179 (516 amino acids)
Molecular function (GO): ATP binding; RNA helicase activity; nucleic acid binding
Source: RefSeq, a predicted model, not a curated record
UCGAAAACGAACUACGAUUAGAAGUAUGACACCAAAGCAAACGCACGUGCCGUUGUUUAAUUGUUAUUGAAUUUUUAAAAAUAAAUUACACUUCCGGUGAAGCUCUCAAAGUGUUAGCAUAUCGUUUCGCACUAGUGCGAUAAAAUUUUGUGUAUUUCUGUUCGCGGAAGAAAAAUUUUUUCUCGUCCUAGAGUGGAUCCGUGUGGCGACGCCGCGAAACAUCAUCGGGAGUCAAUGUAAAAGAAUUUACAAUCGAAAAAUAUAAAAUAAUCGAAAAUAAUAAUACAACCAAACAUAACCUACAAGAAAAUAAAUGAACAACACGUGCAAAAAACACAAUCGAAUUAAAACACAAAAUUAAAUUAUAAACAAACAAUACAAAGGCAAGAUGGGCCAUUACUGGCCUUAGCCUGUCACGUUAGUGACACAGCAAAUAAAAAAAAAAAAAAAAUAAAUUAGGCUUGAUCCACUGCUUGCAAUAAUUGGUAGUGCUCUGGAACAAACUGGAAUAGAGUAGUUCGUUUCUUGUUGCAACUAGUAACAAACAAAAGCAAACAGGAAAUUUAUCGCACUUCAGAAAAAAUAUAAAGUAAACCUACUGAUUGUUGCUGAAGUAAUUCCUUCCAACAUGACCACAGAUCGGAAGUUUGUAGACCUUGGUCUGAAAUCAUGGAUAACAAAACAAAUGGAGAAACUAGGACUUCGACGCCCAACACCAAUUCAGGCAGCGUGUAUUCAACCAAUCUUAGAAGGGCGCGAUUGCAUAGGUGCAGCUAAAACUGGUUCUGGAAAAACAUUCGCCUUUGCACUGCCUAUAUUGCAGAAGCUUAGUGAAGAACCAACGAGUAAUUUUGCGCUUGUUUUGACACCGACUCAUGAACUGGCUCAUCAAAUAGCGGAACAGUUUUCGGUGGCAGGGCAGCCAAUGGGCGUUAAAGUUUGCGUAGUGACCGGUGGUACAGAUCAGCUACUCGAAGCACAACGAUUACAAAAUCGACCACAUAUUGUAGUAGCAAUGCCAGGACGAUUGGCUGCCCAUUUGUCCGGAUGUAAUACUUAUUCAUUCCGGGCCUUACAAUUCUUAGUUGUCGAUGAAGCCGAUCGUGUUCUAAGUGGAAAUUUCGAUGAAGAUUUAGAAGUAAUAGAAAGAUUUUUGCCGAAAACGCGACAGAAUUUGUUUUUUUCUGCUACUUUGAAAGAAUUGAGCCGAGAAAACAACGUGUUUCCGAUUAACACGAAUGCUUUCGAGUGGUCUGAGGAAAGCAGUGUGGCAACAGUAGAAACACUAGAUCAACGAUAUAUUCUUUGUGCAGACUAUGAUAGGGAUAUGGUGUUGAUUGAAACUUUGCGAAAGUUCAAGGAGGAACACGAAGCUGCCAGUGUAAUUAUUUUUACCAAUUCCAAAAAGGAUUGUCAAGUGCUGUCGAUGACAUUGAGCACUAUUGGAUUCAACAAUGUAUGUCUUCACGGAUUCCUGCGACAGAAAGAACGAGUUGCGGCUCUAAGCAGAUUCAAAUCGAAGCACGUUCGAAUUUUAAUAGCAACCGAUGUUGCCAGUCGCGGUUUGGAUAUUCCGAGCGUCCAACUGGUUCUAAAUCAUCGAUUGCCAAAGGUUGCUAAUGAGUACAUCCACAGGGUAGGUCGCACAGCCCGUGCGGGACGAAGUGGUUUGGCCAUUUCUAUUUUCCGGUUUCCCCGAGACUUGGAGUUUCUUGGAGAAAUAGAGACACUUAUUAAUACUAAGCUGACGGAACAUCCGAUCGAUCAACGUCUGGUGGAGCGCAUCUUCAUGCAAGUCAGUGUGGCUCGUAGGGAAGCAGAAAUGAACUUGGACAAUAAAGAUUUCGACGAGCGACAAAAUAAUUACAGACGAAAGAAGUGGAUUGAACAAGGGCUGGAUCCAGACGAGAUGGAAGAAAAAUGGAAACAGGAAAAGGAAUCACGAGCCGCUCAGAGGAAAAUGCGUUUAAAAUUGGAAAACGAGGAACGAAAAAGAAUAGCAAAUUUGGAGCUCAAAGACGAACGAUUUUUAGAAGCAGUGGAAAAUAAAAAAUUCAAAAAACGAAAAUUUGUCAAGGCGGAUCAGUUAGAUGAGUUGAUUGAAAAGAAAAACAAAACUAACGUUUCUUCGAAAAAAGGCAAAUCCAAAAAAAGAAGCUUAAAUAAAUUGAUCAAAUAACGAAAAA